Molecule: messenger RNA, 5686 nt
Organism: Mercenaria mercenaria
Lineage: Eukaryota; Metazoa; Mollusca; Bivalvia; Venerida; Veneridae
Product: choline transporter-like protein 4
Exons: 23
Coding region: 398-2584 (728 amino acids)
Biological process (GO): transmembrane transport
Cellular component (GO): membrane
Molecular function (GO): transmembrane transporter activity
Source: RefSeq, a predicted model, not a curated record
UAGAAGUUCAAAGUUUAUUUUAGAUUUAAAGAUUUUAAAUGUAGGUAUUGAUCAAGAUUUUGACUGCAUUUUGCUGAUAAUGUAGGUCUGGUAUUUUUAUCUUGUUGCAUGAUGUUAUCAGCUUGAUUACACAAAGAUUAAGUGUUCCCUAAGGUAAAAUAGAGAAAACUGGUCUGAAUAUUUAAGUUUUUUCAUUUUACAGGAAAUAUUUUUGAUUCAACAAGAGUUAACAUUUUAGACAUUGGGAUUACUAUUUGAACAUUGAAAUUCUUUAUAUCAUCAUCAUCACAUAGUGUUUAACUUGUAUAAAUUCCUUUGACCAUGAUGUAGAAGUGAAGUUCUAGAAUUUUGAAAUUUACCUGAAAAGUGCUAAAAGGAUAUUAUAUAAGACAUUAAAAUGGGAGGUAAAGAAAAUGGUGAUGCUGUGGAGAUGGAUGACCUUGACGAUAUGACUGAUGGAGGAAAGCCCCUGAAGUAUGAUCCAAAAUUUAAAGGUCCUGUUAGUAAAAGAUCCUGUACUGACAUAAUAUGCUGCCUUAUAUUUGUGGUGUUUGUGUUGGGGCUGGUUGUUGUCGGAUAUUUCGCUUUUACCUAUGGAAAUCCGAGGCUUCUCCUGUACCCUAUGAACUCGGAUAAAGAACUAUGUGGUUUUGGCAGUCAGAAAGGGAAGCCCAAUUUGUUGUUCUAUGAUUUGGUUGCCUGUGGUAGGAUGGGGCCAGGAGUGUUUGUUGAUGGAUGCCCUACUACUCAGAUAUGUGUUUCUGAGUGUCCCAAAGAAACUUGGUUUUACAAGCAGGCACUGGAAGAAAAGAAGAAACUAAGAUACUGUAAGCCAAGUAUAAAUCUUGCCACAACUUCAAAGAAAUUUAAUGAUUUGGUAAAAGAUGAAGACUGCCCUGCGUAUCUUUUAGCCAGCAAACCAUUUUUGAAUCGAUGUGUACCAGAAGCUUUAGUGGAACUUCUAGACGAGGCUGGAACUCUUGCUGAAAAUCUCAAAAAUGACAAUGUAACGGGUCUUAAGGAUAAAAACAAUCAGUCACUUUCGGUAGAUGAUAUUGAAGAUGGUUUAGAUGCCUAUGGAUUAUUCUUGAAAGCCAAAGAGUAUGGAGAAAAAGUGAUACAAGAUGUGGUCGCUUCAUGGUGGAUGAUACUGGUGGGUUAUUUACUUGCCAUGUUUGUAUCACUACUCUGGAUUAUAUUGAUGCGAUGGUUUGCUGGUAUCAUGGUUUGGCUCACAGUUUUACUUUUUGUUGGUGUCUUUGGAUUUUCCUCAUUCUGGUGUAUGAAGAGCUACUUUGAUGUGAAAGAUACAGAACAGUCCUAUCACAUUCACAUGGCUGUCAUGACAUUCACCUUCUCGAAAGAAAAAUUCUGGCUAGCAUUUGGUAUUAUAUCUAUUGCAAUACUGGCAAUUGUGAUAUUGAUCCUUCUGAUAUUGUGCCAGAGAAUACGUAUAGCUAUAGCUUUAAUCAAGGAAAGUAGCAAAGCUGUGGGCAGUAUGCUGAUGACACUGAUAUUCCCGGUGUUUAUUUAUAUCCUAGAAGUAUCUGUGAUAGCGUAUUGGCUCGUCUCUGCUGUUUACCUGGCAUCUACAGGAAGAGAGCCAACAUUUGACCUGAUGAAUGACAGCAGCAUAUAUAAUACCAAUGGUUCUUAUAACUAUGAAGAGAUCAGGAAACAAACAGACAGUCUCUUUGAUGAAAUCCCUUGUGACAAUGAGAUGAAUGGAACGUUAAGUGAGGUAUGUGGUGUGCUGAAGCAUGCACAAGAAGGAAAAUAUACAAUAUACCUACAAAUCUAUAACUUGUUCAUGUUAUUCUGGAUGGUAAAUUUUUGUAUUGCCCUUGGGGAGAUGGCCCUGGCUGGGGCGUUUGCUUCAUAUUACUGGGCUUUUGAGAAGCCGAGAGACAUACCCACGUUUCCGCUGUUAACCUCAGUUUGGAGAUGUUUUAGGUAUCACCUGGGGACGCUGGCCUUUGGGUCCCUUAUUGUAGCCAUAAUACAGAUUAUCCGAGUCUUCCUGGAGUAUCUUGACCAUAAACUCAAAGGAUCUGAAAAUCCAGUCGCUAAAUUUUUUAUGAAGUGUCUUAAAUGUUGUUUUUGGUGCCUUGAAAAAUUCAUCAGAUUCCUCAACAAAAAUGCAUACAUCAUGGUUGCCAUACAUGGGAAGAAUUUCUGUGUUUCUGCAAAGAAAGCCUUCAUGCUGAUAUUUAGAAAUGUUGUCAGAGUGUUAGUUGUAGACAAAGUGACAGAUUUUCUCCUGUUGAUAGGGAAACUUCUUGUAGUUGGAGGAAUAGCUUGUGCCUCAUAUUUUUUCUUUGAUGGUAAAAUAGAGUUCUUGAAUACAUACAAACCAACCCUGAACUUCUAUGUUACACCCAUUGUUCUUGUGGUGCUUGGAACUUAUGUGAUAGCUUCUAUUUUCUUCAAUGUAUACAACAUGGCAGUGGACACCCUGUUCUUGUGUUUCUUGGAGGACCUGGAAAGAAAUGACGGAUCACAGGAAAAGCCUUACUACAUGCCUAAAAAUCUCAUGAAAAUUCUCGGAAAAAAGAACAAAGAAUACAGGGAAACAGAUAAAUGAUGGAAAUUUGGAUUAUAGGAAGUGCGAGUCACAUGAACUAUUUUCUAGUGAAUGCAUCAUGAUGUAUUUCACUGAUGAACAAUGUAGGACAUUUCAUUAUGCAUAUUAUGCAGAAAAAGAGCAAAUCCAUUUUUUGUGUAUUUUUUUUCUAAGACAUUGUGUAUUGUUCUAUUUUGUAUCAUUCUGUUGUUAAGAUGAAAAUGUAAUGCACUUUGGUCAAUGUAAAACAUGUACUUUGUAAAUUAGACACUGUAAGAACAGUUGUAGCAACUAUCAGUUCUCAUUUUUGUCUAUUAUCGGGACAUCCGAGUUUUCUGUUGUUUAUUUUCAACCAUUAACAGUGCUAGAGCUUGGUGAAAAGUGUGAUUAAAAAAAAGAACUGGUUGUACAUAAUUGUUAAAUUAUUGUAUGAAAUACAGAAUGGAUUCUUUUUUUUAGUAAGAUAGGCUUUUAGAAAGGAGCUUUUUUAUUAUUAAAAUGGUGACAGUUGUGAAUAAAAUGACAUUACAUUUAUCAAUAAGCUAACACCACGGAAUAUAUUAACAAAAUAAUUCGAAUAAGAAGAACAAAAUAAUCCUUUUGAAAGGUUUUGAGGUCAUUUAUUUUUUCAUCAAAACAUCAGUCCUGUUUGUGAGCAAGUAACAAAUUUUGGUUGACAUCUUACUGACCAGAAUGUUGCAUACUUUAAUGUAUUGUCUCACUGUUCACUUAGUAUGUGAAGUCUGUUUUCAUUUUGUUUGAGACACACAAAUUGGAGUAUCUAGUUUAACUGUUCAAAACUUUAGUACACUUGAAAUGUUACAUUUUAUACCAAAAGAAAAAUUCAUAUGUACUUGUAAUUAAUAUUUAUGUUUUAAGUAAAUCAGGAAAAAGCCCUCUAAUACACAUUACAUACAAGUACUAUUAUAAUCCAUACAGUUUUUUGAAGGCACACAUUUGUUGAAUGUUUAUUGAAAAUAGUCUGUAAUUAAGAUCUGUGAUCAAGAUUUUUUUUAUGUUCCGUAAGGCUUUAUUAUCAUUAUAUUCACCACUUCAAAGGAGACAUAUGUUAGUUGUUUUGUUCACCAGUAGACCAUGUAAUUUCUGAUAAACAGUUAAAAUAUGUUUUGGUCUACACUUGUCAAACUUCAAAGUUCAGUAAAACAUUAUCAGGGUUUCAUUGUACCUCUAAAGGUCUUCUGGCAAUGACUUGCGCUUGCUCAGGUGUAUGGCAGUCAAACUUGGUUGGAUGAUUGUAAUUGGCAGGUAAUGGCUUUUGGUCAGUAGGUCAAAGGUGUCACAUGAAAUGGGCGCAACUGGGUUUGAAAAGAUAUCUGUAUAUACGUAAAACCACUUUCAAGCAUGACUUUAAGUACUGACUGGUGAGUAUUUAACUUUCAUAAUAGUGGUCCAAAAAAACUCUUUCACUUUAAACACAGAAAACUAUAUUAUAUUUAUAUUCAUAAACAGAAAAUAACGAUACUAUAUUAAGACAAGAAUUUGUACUACUUAACUGGAUAUCCAGAUCCUUCCAAUAAUUAAGGGGUUUCUUUAAUUACUGAAGAAGGUGAGAGUUUCAAAAUAGAAUGGGGUCUGAGGUCCUCCCAUUUAAAACUUAUCCGCUACAGGAAAAGCAGCUGGGGGGCUCAGACCACAAUAGCAAAUGGAAAUCACAGCCACUUGGCUGUUAAUGAAGCCAUUAACUUCUUUAACAUGAGGGCACACAUUAUACCCCAGAUUGCAUGUCCAAUGUUGGGGUGCGUCUUAUAAGCGAGCGAGUCUUAUAAGUGAAAAUAUAUGGAAAUCUGCUUCAUAUUGUAUCAUUUUGAAUUGCAAAUGUUAACUGUAUUUUACAUUUGAGACAAUCAAUCUCAAAAUUACCUUUCUGUGUAUAGAUGUGUACACAAAUGUAAAUAUUUUGUGUAGACAUAAUUUUUUAAAGGCCAAAGAAAUAUAUUUUUUUUUUGCUGUAUGAAUUCUUUGUGAUUUCAUCUCGAGUCGUGUGCCUUGAACUUUUAAUGAACUAGUCUUUCAUUUCUUGUAAUAUAAUUUUGAAUUUUUUGGAAGAUAAAACUUAUUCAAAGCUAAUAUGAUAUAACGCUUUUGACUUUGGAGACAAGUCUUUGAAUGCAACAGUUAUUUGGUUAAUCAGAAAUAACCGUGCAGUAAAACACUUCAAACUAAGUUUUACAUUUUUUGGCCUACUGUAAAAGCACAUAUUUUCGCUUGGUCAAAAUUUCGCAAAUAUGAAAUUUUGAGGAUGUUGAUGUGUUUUAAUAUUCAAGAAAUUGUAAAAAUGGUAUCCUAUUUGAAUCAUCCUUAUGGUGAAUAUUUACGGUACGUUGGGUCAGUUUUUCGUGAGAUGUAGGGCCUCGGGAAUAUAGUGAAAAAUUAAACCCUCGCAAAAAUUUCUGCUUUUACAUUUGUAUUUUGAGAAAUUAGUUGUUUUGAAGUCUGAUCAAAAUGAUUUGCAUUUCUGGCAGGACCAGCUCGUUAGGUAUUGAUGUUUUCAUUCUGUGUCAUAUAUUUAAGUGCCUUAAAAGGGUUUCUUCCAUUCAAAUGUAUACAUUAAUGUAUAAUAGACAAUAUGUAACAUAACUUAUUACGUUUGACAUUUUGUUUCGCUUUAAGCUGCAAUCCAUACCAGAUUGUUCUGAGGUAAUGUACUGCAGGUACAAGUGCUUAUGACUUCUUGUAUUUAUUGUAAUAAAUGGAAAAAAUGUUUUUGAUGUAAAUAAUUAUGUAUUGGGGCCAAUUGCAUAAUCAAAUUGAAUGAUUUAUCCAAAUCCUUCUUAAAGUCCAAAUGUCUGUCUGUUGUAUACAGAGAGAGAGAGAGAUAAUCUGUGAAUAUUUAAAUCCAUUUGUAUUUGCCUUAGCAUAAUUCUAAUAAUUAUUUGUAAAAGAAAUGCUUUGUGAUGUAGUCGUGUACAUUUGUGAUGUAGUCAUAUACAUUGUAUAUUUUGAGUAAUGACUACUUUUUGAUGGAAAAUACAAUAUUCUUUGGUAAAGAUACACUGAAGUCGAAGCAAAAAUGUACAGUACCUUAUUUAUCUCUUACUGACGUAUGUUAAUGCAAUUCAGCAGAUGUUGAACUGUAUUUUGAAUAAAAUGUUUAAAUGUAAA